GUCAGGUUGGACUGUAUCCAGUGGAAAAAUGUCGCAGUAUUCUGGAAAGAUAGUGUUUUACGAGGGAAGGUGCUUCACUGGAAGGAAGCUGGAGGUCUAUGGAGACUGUGAUAACUUCCAGGACCGUGGUUUCAUGAACAGGGUGAACUCCAUCCGUGUGGAGAGUGGCGCUUGGAUCUGCUACGACCACCCUGAUUUCAAGGGCCAGCAGUACAUCCUGGAGCGUGGAGAGUACCCCGAGUUCCAGCGCUGGAACGCCCACAAUGACCACAUGGGCUCCUGCAAGCCUAUCAGGAUGCACGGAGAGCACUACAGGAUUGAGCUGUUCGAGGGUUGCAACUACACGGGUCAGUGCAUGGAGCUGUGUGACGACUGCCCCUUCCUGCAGAGCUGCGGCUUUGGCAAGACCUGCGUCAACUCCGUCAGGGUGUUUGGAGAUGGAGCCUGGGUGAUGUAUGAGGAGCCUAACUUCCGCGGCCGUAUGUACAUUGUGGAGAGAGGAAACUACUGCGGCCACAAUGAGUGGCAGGCCCAGAACCCCAACAUCCAGUCCAUCCGCAGGGUUGUCAACUACUUCUAAACUGCCAUCCCACUUUUUUGUCCCUUUUUCCCCCCUUCAUUCAUACCUCCUUUUGCCAGGCCACAGACUGUGACUACUCCCAUUCAGAUCAUGUAAAAUAAACAGUGAAGUUCUACAACAAAAGACAGUAUUUUAUCAAACAUGUGUGUCUGUGUCUGUUAAUAUACUGAGCCUGCAUACGUUUAGAUUUUUGCAGUUUUUCCUAA
Molecule: messenger RNA, 786 nt
Organism: Pygocentrus nattereri (red-bellied piranha)
Lineage: Eukaryota; Metazoa; Chordata; Actinopteri; Characiformes; Serrasalmidae
Gene: crygn2
Product: crystallin, gamma N2
Exons: 4
Coding region: 29-580 (183 amino acids)
Biological process (GO): visual perception; lens development in camera-type eye
Molecular function (GO): structural constituent of eye lens
Source: RefSeq, a predicted model, not a curated record